AUGCAAACCGAGUCGGCUUCUUCAGCAGGCAAACGGCUGGAAUGCUUGUUUCCCUUCCGCACUGACAGUGUAUCCGCAAAGCGUUGUGCGGACAGAUCCUGCAACAUAUUAGCAGUUCCAUUCCCUAGGGCCGCCUCCUCGAAAUCGUCUUCAGCAGACCCAGCAGAUGAUGUUGUGUCUACUCUUGCUGCAGUCUGGCACUCUGCUCUUUGCGAGUACGCAGAGCCCGAGGCCGUGCUGUUUGGGGUACACGACCACCUCACGUCGUCGUGCACUCGCCUUCGAAAAUGCGACAUGAAACUAUAUUCUUGUCCAAACAUCAGAGCCGAUGACCAAUGGUCUGUUAGCAAUGUCAGCCCGUUCCAGUACUCCCAGUUCAACACAGCAAUUGUCGUUUAUCAGGACGCAAGUGCGAACGGGGAUGCGAGGCCGAGUCAAGAGCAAUUGGCACAGCAGCUUCUCGGCAGCCAGACAGACAGUGAUGAUGAACAGGAUUGUGACAUUGUGUUGGUUUACCUGCCGGCCACGCGGAAACUUCUUCUUGUAUAUAGAGAGACUUUGAUCUCACACGGGCAAGCGAGCCAUCUGGCCUUGUUUCUGGCUGAUUCAUUGAGUACCAUGAACACCAACCUGGCGCCGGGGCACCGACGAGAUAACCGUCUGCAGCUUGCGCAGCUUGAGCAGUGGACUGCCAGUGCCCUGACGCAGCCAGACUUUCCAACCAUGCACCAAGUGAUCCACCGCAUUGCACAGGCCUCGCCGAGCCAACUCGCAGUGGAAGGCCCCGAUGAUAGCUUCACCUACGCCGAGCUGGAUGCAGCGUCCUCGCGGGUGGCCGCUCAUCUGGAACGAUAUGGGGUGCAGCCGGGCAAGUUCAUCCCAGUCUGUUUCAACAAAUCCGCAUGGGCAAUCGUGGCCAUGCUCGCCAUCAACAAGGCCGGGGCCGCAUUCGUCACCCUCGAUGCCUCGCAGCCCAUGGCACGUCUGAAGUCGAUUGUCGGCCAGUUGGGCCUCCCUCCGGUCGCAUUGGUCUCGCAGAGAACAAGGGCCGUCCUCGAUGAACUGGCAGUGCCCACCCUGACCAUUUCCGCAAACACCGUGUCCCUCAUGCCUGAUCCACAGGGCUUUCAGCCCGCCUGGACCCCGUGGCAUCCAUGGCCACAUACCCCUGCUGUCCCGGCGUACUGCUUCUUCACCUCCGGCAGCACCGGCGAGCCCAAGGGGUGCGUUGUCGACCAUGCAGCUUUAUCCAGUGUGUCUACGCACUGUGACGCCCUGCAUCUGAACUCGUCAAGCCGCGCGCUGCAAUUCGCCUCGUUCAGCUUCGGCGUCUCUCUCAUCGAGAUCUGGUGCACCCUUUCUGCCGGUGGGUGCAUUUGCAUGCCCUCGGACUCACAGCGUGUCGACUCCCUCGCCGACGCAAUUGAAUCGCUGAAGAUCAACUGGGCGUUCACCACGCCAACUGUCCUUGCAACACUCCAUCCCGACAGUGUCCCAAGCCUGCGACGCAUCAUAGUCGCCGGAGAGCCACUCAAGCGAGCACAGAUAUCGCAAUGGACAUCCCGGGUGAGCUUGCACCAGGGCUUUGGCUUCACCGAGUGGGCCGGGGUCUGCUGCGUGUCUCCGCAGAUUCAAUCAAUUGAAGAUGCGAACCUCAUCGGUGCCCCUGCCAACGCGCGCGCCUGGCUUGUUCAGCCCAACGAUCCGCUUAAACUGGCGGCCAUUGGUGCGGUUGCGGAAUUGGUCGUGCAGGGACCCAGUCUGGCCAGGGGGUACCUAAACAAACCUAACGCGACCGCGGAGAAGUUCCUCGCAAGCACCGGCUGGAGCGAGAAGCUAGGCUUCGGUAUUGAGGACGGGCCCUUCUAUCGAACCGGCGAUCUGGUCUACUAUGGCUCGGACGGGCUGCUUCGCUACGUCAGUCGGCGGGAUCUGCAGGUCAAGAUCAGAGGGCAGCGGGUGAAUCUGGGCGAGCCCGAGUAUUAUAUCACGCAGGCAGAUCCGAGGUUCCAGAAAGCAGUUCUUGAAGCGAUUAUCCCGGCUGAUGGAGAUGGGGAUGCCGUUUUAGUGGCAUUUGUGCCGGUUCGGCGUACUGAGAAUGGUACGUUCAACGGACAUGCCAAUGGCACGAAGGCUCUGGUCAACGGACAUGGACAGCUGUUUGUCAGAGCCGACGACGACUUUGUUGCAGCUGCAAAGAAGAUCAAAGACAAGAUGAAGCAGGAGCUUCCAGACGCGAUGCUUCCUUCCGUCUUCGUCCAGAUCCAGGACUUGCCGCUGACCGUCAGCCGGAAGGUCGACCGACGCACUCUCCGCGAGGAAGCUGGCAAACUGCGAAACCAAGAGCUGCAUGAACUGGCUGGGACUGCGCCCACUCUGGGAAAUGGGGUGUUUGUCGUGGCGCCAGAAGGGAAGAAGGAGCGUCUAAUCCGCGGGCUCGUUGCAGACGCCCUCGGCCUCCGUGCAGACCAUGUGGCCAUGGACCACGACUUCUUUGCGCUGGGAGGUGACUCGGUCAAGGCGAUGCGGAUUGUCGGGCUGGCACGCGCUGUGGGCGUUCGGCUGACGGUGAAAGAUCUGUUUGCGCAUCCCCAGCUGAGUGAUCUGGCAGCGACCAUCCCAGAUCCCCCGGGCGACGCUCCCGCGAGAAAUGGCCGUGUUUCAGACGAGCAACCAGUCCCAGAACCGUACUCACUCCUUGAUCCGGCAAUCAAAGCCACGCUGAUAUCCACGGCAGUGGCUGCUUGCCAAGUGCAAGAGGGCCAGAUCGAGGAUGUUUAUCCGUGCUCGCCGCUCCAAGAGGGCAUGAUGGCGCUGUCUGCUGCCAGACCUGGGGCGUAUGUGGCACGCUUUGUCUACAGGCUUAACCCGCAUGUACAAGCCAGCGCUUGGGCUCGAGCAUGGGCGAGCGUGGUGCGGGCGUGUCCAAUUCUACGGACGAGGAUCGUUUCCGCCCCUGAUGGGAAGCUGUACCAGGCUGUCAUCAAAGACUGCGACGAUGACUCUAUCAGUGAGCACCGAGACUGGAAUGCCUACGUCGAGGAGCGUCAGACGGCGCCACUUGUCCUCCUUGGACAGCGACUUACCCACGCUACCUUUCUUACAGGUGCAGUGCCCCAAGAUGCACCAACGAUUGAGAACGGUGCUGCCCCGACGUACUUCAUAGUCAUGAUGCACCACGCUGCCUGCGAUCGCUGGGCCUCUAGCCGGGUAAUGGAGCUCGUCGAGAGGGCAUACGCCUGGGAAGCACUGCCAUCUAUGCCGAUGACCCCUUUCGUCCGAUAUCUGCAGCAGCAAGUCGGCAGCGACGCCAUCAGGAAGUACUGGAAAGACACCUUGGACGACCUCCAGGCCGAAGUCUUCCCUGCACUGCCAUCCCCAGGCUACGCCCCUGCCCCGUCUGACGAGUUUCACCUAUCAAUCCAAUAUCCAAAAGAUACCACGGCGAGUAAACACACCAUGACCACGAUCCUGCGCCUCGCAUGGGCCCUCGUCAUCAGCCACUAUACGUGCUCCAAUGAUGUCGUGUUCGGUCUCACCGUCUCCGGGCGCGCCGCACCAGUCGAAGGCAUAGACAAGAUGACUGCUCCUGGUGUGGCCACUGUCCCUUUCCGAGUCCGUCUAGACCCGUCCCAGACAGUGGCCGGUGCACUCUCAUCCGUACAGGCUCAAUCCAGCGAGAUGAUUCCCUUUGAGCAGUUUGGGCUGCAGAACAUCCGCAGGCUGAGUGACUCGGCUGCCGAUGCGUGCAACUAUCAAAGUCACCUCGUGGUUCAGCCGUCGUGGGACGACGAAGAGCGCCCCCUCGCGACGACCCUCGAAGCCGCGCCUGCCAUCAAAGGGGGCUUUGCCAGCUGCAUUCUUUCCGUCGUCUGCAGCCUGACCACAUCGAACCAUAUCAAGGUAUCCACUGAGUUUGACCCUGCAGCCAUCUCGAACUUACAAGUCGAGAGAACAAUGCGCCAUUUUGAGCAGGUCGUUCAGUUCCUUCUGGCCCAUCCGUCUCAAGCAAUACGAGACGUCCCACUGCUCAGCCCGAUGGAUACGCAGACCUUGAUCGAUUGGAACUUCAGAGAGCACGCUUUGGUCUCACACGACGAAUGCGUGCAUGAAAUCAUUGAGCGGCGCUGCGCCGCCCAACCGGGCCGGACAGCAGUCUGCGCCUGGGAUGGGGCGUUCACAUAUGCAGAGCUCGACGGUCUAUCCAGCUGCCUAGCAGCUAAGCUGAGGGCAGAGCACAGCGUCUUCCCAGAGACUCUCGUGCCCAUCUGCAUGGAAAAGUCCCGCUGGACAACGGUGGCGAUUCUGGGCGUGGUCAAGGCCGGCGGUGCUUUUGUUCUUCUCGAUGCGUCUCAGCCCCAGCAGCGACUCAAGCACAUUUGCGCUCAGAUUCGUGCCAGGUUUAUUCUGACCUCGGCCAGCCAGCUUCACCUCGCCCGAGAGCUGGCUUUCUCUGCUGUUGUGAUCAACGAGCAAUACUAUCGUCAGGUCUCCCCAAUCCCCCAACCGGCGAUAGGGCCUCAGACGACACCUCAGUCUGCACUCUACGUCGUCUUCACCUCUGGAUCCACCGGUACUCCCAAGGGAGUCAUCGUCGAGCACCACUCCUUCUGCUGUAGCGCAAUUGGCCUGAAUAAGGCAACCUCCGUCAAUUUUGAAUGCCGCCUCCUGCAGUUUGCCAGCUACUCCUUCGAUGGAAGUAUCAUGGAGAUUCUAAGCACACUCAUGGCUGGUGCGUGCCUAUGCGUACCUUCAGACUUCCAGCGCCAGAACGAGCUCGCCUCGGCGGCCAGGGAGUAUAACCUCACCCACGCGCAUCUCACCCCGUCCCUUGCCCGCCAUCUCCUGUGCAGCAACCCUACAUUCACCAGAACGCUUGUCAGCGUUGGAGAGCCGUUAUCAUCCGCUGAUCUAGCGUCCUGGGCCGCCAACAACCCAUACUGCCGUGUGAUAAACGGGUACGGUCCCUCUGAAGCAGCUGUAUCGACCACGCUCCAGCUUCAUGUCACGCCGCACUCCGAUCCACGCAACAUCGGGUUCCCACUCCAGGGCAUCUCCUGCUGGGUCGUGCAUCCCGAAGACCCAGACAUCCUCCUUCCCCUCGGUGCAGUUGGCGAGCUGCUCAUUGAAGGCCCUACUGUUGCCCGUGGAUACCUCAGAAACGCCAAACAAUCAGCCGCGGCGUUCAUAACUUCUCCCCCGUCCUGGCUGAAGAAGUUCCGCCCGGAUGGAGCCUUCUCGAAGAUAUACAGAACUGGCGAUCUGGUACAGUACGCUCCUGACGGAUCCCUGCAGUAUGUGGGCCGCCAGGACGCGCAGGUGAAGCUGCGAGGGCAGCGGAUCGAGCUGGGAGAGGUCGAGAACAAGAUCUCCGAAUGCUGGUCUGAAGCUCGAGAUGGUGGUGUCGCUGUCGAGGUGGCCAGCAUCGCGCGCAGUUCCACCUCGUCCCCGGCCCAAACCCUCAUUGCUUUCGUUGUUGAUGGUCCAAGGACAAGCAGGACGUCUGAUGAGAGUAUCCUGGCAGUGCCAUCGCCGCAAUUCAGGGCGCAAGUUUCCGCCGUCCUUGCUCGCCUCCGUGAGAUAUUGCCCGCUUUUAUGGUUCCUGAGAUUGUGCUGCCCCUCAGCAGUCUACCGCAGAGUGCAACUGGCAAGCUCAACCGUCGCCGUCUGCGCGCCAUAGCACAAGACUGCUCCCCAGAACAGUUGGCCUUGUAUCGUGGUGAAGAGACAAUAGCAAGCAAGAAAGCACCGGCUACCGACGCAGAGCACAAGAUGCAGGCGAUAUGGGCGCAGGUCCUGAAUAUCCCGGUCGAUGACAUUGGAGUUGAGGAUAACUUCUAUCACCUCGGGGGUGACUCUAUCACGGCCAUGCAGAUCGUGGCUCAUGCAAGAACCCAGGGCCUGUCGGUAUCCCUGGACUUGAUCAUGCGGCACAAGUCUAUAGGACAGAUCCUGGCGCAUACCCAACAUGAUCCUUCCAUGGACUGGGCCAACAGGCAUAUCGAAGACGAGACUGAGGUCUGGUUUGCCCUCUCGCCCAUCCAGCAGAUGUUCCUUGAUCAGCAGCCUGCAGGGACCGACUUGAAUCGCUUCACGCAAACAUUCCUGCUGCGGCUCAAGGAAGCCGUGCCGCUGGAUCAAGUGCAGGAAGCAGUGCGGACUCUGUUGUCUAGACACUCCAUGCUACGGGCUGUCUUUGCUCGCCAGCCGGACGACGGUCGCUGGAUGCAGAUGGUCCGAAACGAGCAGCAGGCUGCCGAAUGCCGGUGUCAAGCCCAGACGGUUGAGACGCUGGCUGGAAUACAAGACGCUCUCCCUGGUAGCAUUGCGGCCAUCGACCUUGAAAAUGGCCCUCUUCUAUCCGUUGCUCUGAUCAAUGUCCGCGAAGACCGCUCCCAGCACCUCUUCCUGGCGAUCCACCAUCUCGCCGUCGAUCUGGUCUCAUGGCGGACCAUGCUGGCUGAGCUUAAUGCACUGCUGCGUGGAGGAAGCCUGCCUCAGCACACUGGUCUCUCCUUCCAAAGAUGGUGUGCUUGUCAAGCCCAGUAUGCUGCACGGUCUCUGCCGCCAAAGGUCGCCCUUCCCGCUGAGCUUCCGGAGACGUAUCAUCGAGACCCAACUCCCUACUGGCUCGAGACAGCCGAGGUCAACAAGAUGGGGUCUACACAGAUGCAGACCUUCUCGCUCGACGAACCAAUCACGCAGGGACUACUAGGGCAAGCAGCCAAUGCCACGUUCAACACCCGUCCUGCGGAGCUCCUUCACGCCGCCCUCCUCCAUUCCUUUUUGCAGGCCUUCCCAGCCCGGUCUGCGCCUCUCACAUUCACCGAAGGCCAUGGUCGAGAGCCAUGGAGCCCCCGCAUCGACAUCGAGCAGACCGUCGGCUGGUUCACCUCCGCAUGGCCGGUUGUCGUUCCUGAACUGCGCCAGCACAGCCACAAAACGUUCGCCGACGUCGUCCGAUACGUCCAGCACGCCUAUCGGGCUAUCCCUGGCAGGGGCUGGGCGUACUUUGCUUCACGGUACCUGCACCCCUCCGGCCGGCGGCACUUCGAGCACCCGCAUCCCAUGGAGGUGGUCUUCAACUACGCCGGCGAAUUCCAGCAGCUCGAGCGUGCCGACAGUCUUUUCAUAAGCGACUCCCAUGAGACGCAAGGAGCCCUGGUAUCUGGUCCUGAAAUCCGGCGGCUGGGCAUUUUCGAGAUCUUCGCGUCGGUCGUGCGAGGCCAGCUUCGUUUCCAGUUUGUUUAUCCAAGCGCCGUCAAAGACUCCCACCAGGCUGCUAUCACCGAGUGGGUGCAUUUGUGUCAACAGACUCUCCAUUCCGCUGUGUCCCAACUGGCUGCAGCACGCGAGGCCUCGGCCACAGUGCACUCAGCUCAGGCCUGGACGGUAUCCGACUUUCCCCUGCUGGCUCACUUUACAUAUGAACAACUACAAGAGCUCCUGGAGACAACCCUCCCAGCGGUAGGAGUCCCAUUGAAGAACGUGGAAGACAUUUAUCCCUGCUCGCCCAGCCAGCGUGGGAUGCUCAUCGCGCAGGCUAAGAACCCUGGCAACUACAACGCCAGCGUGACCUGGGAAAUCACCAUCGCAGCCAGCGACAAACUGCCGGACCCAGAGCGAGUAUACAAUGCCUGUGCGCUGGUGAUCGAACGACAUGCCGCGCUACGCACCGUCUUCGUGGCCAGCCCCAGACCAGAAGCGUAUAUGGAGCAGGUCGUGUUGAAACCCGGCUGCAUCCCGCUGGACGAUGUGAUUGUGCAAACGACGGCACCAGAGCCUCGCGAUGAUUACCAAGCGGGGCAACUGAUGUAUCGGUUCAACCUGUGCAGGCUCGAAAAGGAUGCCAACGGCGCACACGCCGGUGCCAUUCGUCUCCGCCUGGAUAUCAGCCACGCCAUCAUGGACCGUACUACGAUGCGGAUCAUCGAGCGCGAUCUGUGCCUGGCAUAUGAGAACCAGCUGCCCUUGGUCGAAAAGCCGCUGUAUAGCGCGUACAUUGCCCACAUCUACACCCAGGAUGGCGAAGCCGCUACGGCUCACUGGAAGGAGCGGCUCCAUGCAAUCGACCCGUGUGAGUUUCCACGACUCCGGUUGGAUCGAGCAGGUUUUGUAGGAGUAGGCGGCGAGAAUGAAUGGGGGUAUCUCUCUCGCGACCUGGUCGACGACAAGAAGGACAUCUCGAGCUUCUGUUGCAAGCACAACGUCACGCCGUGGAACCUGGCCGCGCUGGCGUGGGCGCUUGUGCUCCGGGUCUACACCCACUCGGACAGCGUGUGCUUUGGCUACAUCAAGUCCGGCAGGGACCUUCCCAUCGAUGGGAUCCAGGAUGCCGUCGGUGCGAUAUUGAAUCCCCUGGUGUGCAGGGUCUUGUUGGACGAAGGGUCGACGGUGUCUGAGACGGUUCGUCGUCUGCAGGAGCAGUACCUCGAGGACAUCCAGCAUCAGUGCCUGCCACUGUCCGAAGCACAUCAACUGGCGGGAGUCGGGAAUGGGGUGCUCUUUAAUACGUCUGUUCAUGCUGACACUGCGCUCGACGAAGUGCCCAGUGCCGGGGUCCUGAAGUUGACGACGGUGCAGAAGACGGACGGGGCUGAAGAUGAUCUCGUCGUGUCCCUUACAGCCCACCGGGACACCAAUCCAGCGACACUCAGCCUGCGCUACAAGACGAGCAUGCUAUCCGAGCAGCAGGCCACAAGCGUGCUGGCAGCAUUCGAAAAGGCCGUCUGUUCACUCAUCGCGGCGGAUGAGAGCGCUUCCAUCACCGCGCUGGAUCUAUACAGUGACGACGACAGGCAGAAUCCCUGGGGCAACAGCCAGACCCUCCCUCCAGCCGUACCCUCUUGCGUCCACGAGCUUAUUCAAAAGCACUGCAUCGAGCGCCCACGAGCCCAGGCCGUCUGUGACACCGUAGCCUCCCUCACAUACGCGCAACUCGACAGCCUCUCCGCAUCGCUGGCGCACCAUCUCUACUCCCAGUACGCGCUCAAGCCCAACGAGGCCAUCCCCAUCGCCAUGGACAAAACCAUCUGGACACCGGUCGCAAUGCUCGCGGUUCUCCGGGCCGGCGGCGCAAUCCUCCUCCUGGACCCAUCGUACCCAUUCACGCGCAAGCGGGAAGUCUGCGAGGACGUGCAGGCCCGCGUGGUCAUCAGCUCGCCCAACCACACUCGCAUCAGCCAGCGCCUGGCAAAGCAUGUCGUCGUCGUCGGGUACGGCCAUAGCUCCGCAUGGGACCAGGGUCAGUCGGCAUCCAGUCUGCAGAGCGCCCUGCCCCAUGUCCACUCGAGCAGUGCGGUCUACGUGGUGUCUACCUCCGGCUCAACCGGGAAACCAAAAACCCUAGUCAUUGAGCACGAGUCUUAUGCCACUGCCGCGCAGGCUCACAUUGCAGCUACCGGGCUGGGUCGGUCUACGCGCACGGCGCAGUUCGCAUCGUAUGCAUUUGAUGCUGCGGUGCUGGAGCAGCUGAGCACGCUGAUAGCAGGCGGCUGCAUCUGCGUGUUGACAGACGAGCAGAACAAGAACAGCUUCGGCAAGACAGCCAGUGAGCUCGAGGCCAACUUCGUCAUGCUUGUCCCAUCCGUCGCCCGUCUGUACAAGCCGGCCGACCUGCCGAGCAUCGAGAAGAUCAUGCUGAUCGGCGAGCCCGUUGCCGAGACGGACAUUGCGACCUGGGCAGGCCAUGUGCAGCUGAGCAACGGCUACGGACCAGCAGAGUGUUCUGCUCUAUCGCUUGUCCAGCCGUCCAUGUCUGCGCUGGAUCCGAGGAAUGUUGGAUUCCCCGUUGGCUGCGCGGUUUGGCUCGUUGAUCCGACAGACCACGGCCGACUCGUGCCUCAGGGAGCGGUCGGGGAGGUCUUGAUCGAGGGAGCGAUUGUUGGCCGGGGAUAUGCCAAUAAUCCUGAGGCCAUGGAGCGAGCAUUUAUCGAGGCGCCGGCGUGGCUGCGUCAGCUGCGGUCAUGCGAGCAACCCGAUAAGCGGAUUCGUCUCUACAAGACUGGAGAUCUCGGCCGGCUUCAUGACGACGGGUCGCUUAUUAUCCUCGGGCGCAAGGAUCGUCAGGUCAAAGUGCGCGGCCAGCGCCUGGAACUCGCAGAAGUCGAGAUGCAGGUGCAGCGCAGUCUACAAGGGUACGCGGACGAUGUGGUGGCCGAAAUCAUCCACCCAUUAGGAUCAACAAAGCCGCAGCUUCUCGCAUUUAUCUACGUGCACGACAUGGCAGAGCAGGAUGAAGAUGCUACAGUGACCUCGCGGCAUGAUGUGCUGUGGCCGCCGACCAAGGGGUUUGCUGCGCGCGUGGCUGCGGCCGAGGUCAAGCUGCGCCAGACUCUGCCGCGAUAUAUGAUACCGACGGUGUGUUUGCCGCUGGUGCAUAUGCUUCGCACGUACUCUGGCAAGGUGGACCGGACACGUCUGCGCCGUCUGGCGGGUUCUAUGCCCCUGGAUGCGCUGCUCCAGUACCGUGCCCUAGAAAGCAGUGUCCGCUCUGGGAAACCGCCGUCCAGUACGGGAGAGCGCACCCUCGCACGAAUCUGGGCAGACGUCCUGGACGUCCCACUCGACAGCGUCUUCGGGGACGAUAGCUUCUUCCUCCGCGGGGGGCAUUCCAUCGAUGCCAUGAAGGCGGCUGCCCUUGCCCGAGCAGCUGGCAUGUCGCUGAGCGUGGCGGACAUGUUUGCGCACCCCACGCUCUCGGACAUGGCCUCGGUAAGUGAGAGCUCUCUGCCCAACGCAUCAAGAGUUGCAGAUGGUAGUGAGACCUUCGCGCCGUUCUCCUUAGCGUUAGCUUUGGGUGUAAACCCUCAAGACGUCCACGCCCAGUUGGCUGCCGCGGGCAAGAUCCCCCCCAGCUGUGCACUGCAAGACCUUCUUCCCACCACGCAGGCUCAAGAUUUCUUCAUCGAGCGUGGGACCUGCCACUCGUUCAACUUUACCAUCAAGGGCUCAUCCCUCGACCGGGCUCGUCUCCGCGGCGCCUGUCAGGCCGUGCUGGCUCGCCACGGCAUCCUCCGCACCUGCUUCGUCCAGGCCAACGGCCGUGCGUUCCAAGCUGUGCUUGAGAAGACGCUGGACGUGCAGAUCUGCGAGCAACAGUGCCCAGAAGACGACGAUCCGCUCGAGUUCUGCAAGACGCUCUGGUCUCGCUCGGGCCCGGCCCUCGACGUCAUGGCAGGGGCGCCCCCAGUGCGACUGACCCUUGUCUCGCACCCCAGCGGCUCCCUUACCGUCCUGACCAUCCAGAUCUCCCACGCUCAAUGGGACGGUGUCUCGAUCCCCGGUCUCUAUGCUGACCUGGCCGCCUGCUACAAUCAGAAACAGCUGCCCCCGACCCGCGAUUUCGCGGACUACGCUUACCACAUUCUUUCCGGGCCUGGUCCAGACAAGACCAAGCAAACUUCCCUCCAGUUCUGGCGCGAAUAUCUCGACCAAGCGGUCAUGGCUCACCCAUUUCCCCGUGCCCUUGGUGAUGAGCUAGAAGUGGAAGUCGAACCAACCAUGCCCGAACCGACCCCGACACCAACACCCCACGGAGCAGGAGCAGUCCUGCGCCACGGGCAAACCAACUGGGCCUUCCAGUCCAUCAGCCCACCCCCGUCUCUCCCGUCAGGCAUCACAAUGGCCACGCUCGUCAAAGCCGCCAGCGCCUUCUUCCUGUCCCGACACCUCAACACCCACGACGUCGUCUUCGGCCACACCGUCAACGGCCGCAACCUCGCCCUCCCACACAUCGAGUCCCUGCUAGGCUGCUGCCUGAACUUCAUCCCCCUUCGCGUGACACUCCCACACUCCCUAAGCGCCUGGACAAUCCACGACCUCCUCCACCACACACAGACGCAGUACACGCGCGCCCUGCCGCACGAGCACAUCGAGCUGCGCGACAUCCGCGCCCACACAGCGGCCACGACCGCCUGGCCUGCAGAUACCGAACCCCUCAGCUUCAUCGUGCAGCACCAGAACAUCGACCUCGGCUAUACGCUCCCGCUGGAGGGCGAGACCGGCCAGCUCGAGGUGCAGUGGAGCCGGUUCGCGCAGUUCGAGCCCAAGGAUGAGGUGUGGGUGUUUACGGAGCCGCAUGCCGAUCGCCUGGAGGUUCAGGUUGCGGCGAACCGCGGCGUUUUGGGCCUCGAGAGGGCGGCGAGGAUUGCGGAGCGGUUGUGUGCGCUUGUUCGGUUCUUUGCGAGGGAUCCGGGGGUGAGGUUGGGGGAUGUUGAGGUUGAUGUUGAUGUUGAUGGGGUUGAGGCCAGGUAA
Aspergillus mulundensis is the source of this 12255-nucleotide messenger RNA. RefSeq names its product nonribosomal peptide synthetase fmqA (gene nrps12). Gene Ontology annotation, molecular function: phosphopantetheine binding; catalytic activity. Bases 1 to 12255 code for a protein of 4084 amino acids. The record is from RefSeq and is a predicted model, not a curated record. Gene Ontology annotation, biological process: secondary metabolite biosynthetic process; amino acid activation for nonribosomal peptide biosynthetic process. Gene Ontology annotation, cellular component: cytoplasm. NCBI's taxonomy places the organism in Eukaryota, Fungi, Ascomycota, Eurotiomycetes, Eurotiales, Aspergillaceae. The transcript is spliced from 2 exons.